Molecule: messenger RNA, 10260 nt
Organism: Myxocyprinus asiaticus (Chinese sucker)
Lineage: Eukaryota; Metazoa; Chordata; Actinopteri; Cypriniformes; Catostomidae
Product: leucine-rich repeat-containing protein 52-like
Exons: 2
Coding region: 464-1435 (323 amino acids)
Cellular component (GO): voltage-gated potassium channel complex
Molecular function (GO): potassium channel activator activity; transmembrane transporter binding; voltage-gated potassium channel activity
Source: RefSeq, a predicted model, not a curated record
CGCAACACACACCAGAGGCAAGCCACAAUACAAGAACAGCACGAUGGUGCGCCUCAGGACAGAUUUUCGUAACUUUAGUGCGUUUAAAUAUAGAAACAUACUUAUGGACAUGUGAGACAAGUCAUUUAAAUAUGUGUUAGUUUUUGCGCUUAACUACACAAACGGCGCAAACUAUUUUCAGGACCCCUAAAAUAACACUGCAAAGAAAAUGGGCACCGAACGAGUUUAUGGUGAUCUUCACAGAAAGUGAUUUACGCAAAGGACUUCGCGAGAUUAAAGACGCGCCACGGUCACCUUCGCUGUUGAGGAGACUUGCGUGCGCGCGUGGAAGAGGCUCCUAAUGACAGCAUCGGCUCGGUAACACUUCAACUGUCCUGACCAGCAUUAACGACCGAACUGGAUCACACAGAUCAAUGAAGAAUGCGCGAGUGCACGCACAGUCGAUGAAGCCGGCGGCGGUAUCAUGCGUGUUUUGCCUGAGCCAAGCGCGCAAUCAUUGCGGCUGGUGUUUCUGUUAAUCUUCAUCAUGGAUGUAGCACCGUCCCCGGCUCUCACCGCCGGCUGCCCGGACCGCUGCGUGUGCGACGACCAAUUGGUGGUCCAGUGCGCCGGGCAACAGUUAACCGACUUCCCCGUGGACCUCCCGCUGGCCACCCGGCAGCUCAUCAUCUCCAACAACCGGAUCGGUGACCUGCCGGCGCUCCAGCUCAACUACCUGUCGGAUCUGGUGUACCUGGACUGCAGCAACAACUCGUUGACGGAGAUCUCCGAGUCCACCUUUGGCAACCUGCGCAAGCUCGCUUACCUGGAUCUGUCUUUCAACACGCUGGCGCAGAUCGAGGACCGGACGUUUGGCCCUCUGGCCAGUCUGGUCAUGCUCAGGAUGACGGAUAACCCGGGGCUGUCGGAGAUCCACUCGGACGCGUUCGCAGAGAACGCGGCGCUGCAGGUGUUGGACGUGAGCCGCAACAACCUGACAGCGCUUAACAUCAGCUCGCUGAUCAGCCUGCCGGCAUUGCGCUCUUUGGGGCUCAGCGGAAACCCCUGGAGAUGCGACUGCGACACCGAGGAUCUCUGUCUGUGGAUCCAGAUAGAAGGGUUCAAGUUCCAAGAUGAGGGGCAGACAGUGUGCCAGGGGCCUCCAGACAUGUUGGGUCAGCGUCUGGCAGAGGUGGGCAUGCAGCUGCGAUCGGAGUGCCACCAAGGUCUGGGUUACUGGGACUACCUGUUCUUCAUCGCCAUCGGCUUCGUCAUCUUCAGCGCGGGGACAGUGUCGGCAUGGGUGAUGGGCAUACUUAUGGUUCUCUACGAACGAUACAGCAAGAGGAAGAGUGAAGAGCUAGACAGCGAGGAUGAGGAGGAGAUAGCCACCCGAGGAGGAGGAGGGGGUAACCAUGGUAAUGGGGACCUGAAUAAACCAGGCAUGCAGGUGUGACCACAAGACAGAGGGAUGCUGGGAAAACCUUGAUAGCACAUGCCUGGAACAGAAAGCGAACGGAAAGAGUCCCAAACAAUUCUGGCAAUCGGAGUUUUCAUUUUCCAUAGAGGUUUUAAGUGCACUUUUUUAGAAUGUUUUAACAUAUUAGUUGUAGAUUAAUUGGAGGAACCAAAUGAGAAAAGAGGACAAGAAUGGUAGAUUAGAUUAGUUUAUAUUCUUAUAGGUGAACUCAGACUGGUUGAGUAGGUUACAGUGCGUCUAGAAUGCAUGCACACACAGCUCUCCCCGGUGUCAGUAAUGUAAUUGGGGCAGAGUGAUAGUACUGUGGUUUUACACCUAAGAUAGACAGUGGUUCCGUUCACACAGAUUUCAAGUGACAAGAGUGACAUCCGCAUUCUACAACCUGAAUUUACACACACCGAUCUUACUUGGGAUCACACACUACCCGCGUUCUAGGAGCCGCAUGACAGAUGUAAACAAACAUGUAUGAGACGUUGCUGUUAUUGUUGCUUCUACUCUGUGUUCCGAGUAGCGAAAGACAUGGACCAGUCCUUUAGAGACUGCAAAGUCCGUUGAAAGUGAGUGGCGUUAAAAGUUAAGCUCUCCUUUGAGGGCUUGAUUAACAUCUCCAAUUCUUGAGCUUUGUGGCACCCACAUGCUCGAUUUCCUGUGGCUGCUCACUAUAUGACUUCAGAUUUAUGUCCUGGAGCAUUGCACACUAAGAAAUUUCUUCUACUGUUGACUCUACAAUAUCAAACAUAUUUGAUAUCCUCCAACUAGAUGGUAUCCUAGUCUGAGGGUAGGAAAUCAGAGUCGGUAUCCAUCAUACACUAUGAACUUUUCUGUGAAAUCUGUCAACUCUGACUGGCACAAAAUCUGCAGACUAAUGCCAACUAGUGUUGACAAGCAUCGACUCGGCCCGACUGGAAAUCGGGGCUAAAAUCGGUGUUAAAGUCAUGUAGUGUAAUCCAGCCUUUAGUGUAUACUGUGUGAGUGGAGCCGCACUGGACACCAAGUUGUCUGUAAAUCAUACAGCGCUCAAAGCCAUUGUUGGUUGGACGAAUGUGCCUUGAUUUUACUCGUUUAAUAAAUAACGUGUCAAUUGAGACUUUACAGUGUUAUGGAAGUCGCCAUCUUUGAUAUUUACCAUUGAUAUAGGCAUUAUUCAAGGCUUUUGCAUCUUUGGUUGUUUGUUCAUACAAACAGUAUUCGUCUGCUGUUGUAUGAACAGAACAAUUCGAGAGUCACACUUGUCAUUAAAUACGGAUGUCAAUUCCCAACACUGUCUGUGUGAACGAAGCCACGUAGAGGCAAGGAGACUGAAAGAGAGAAGAAAAAGGAAAAAGAUAGAUAGGUAUAGUUUCGAAAGAAGUGACCAGAAUGAUUUGAAGACUAAUCCAGUAAAUCCAGACUCAGUUUUUAUUCACUAGCUUGGAAUAUAUAUGGAUGGGACAGUCUCUCCAGAAUCAUGCAGUGUGAAUUGAGAAAAAAAAAGGAAUAUCGAAGACUCUUCUAAAUUGUCUCCAUGGAAGAGUGAAAAUGCUCGUUUAGGGGUCAUAGACCCACUGACUGCUCAACUGAUGGACUAAUAAAAUUAUAUUAUAUUGGAUGAGAUAUUAGUGAUCUCAGAAUGCCUGUAUGCACUGCACCAAGAAGCCUUACCCACAAGAUGUAACCAGUCCAGCAAUAACACCUCCAGGUGAUACUGAGAGCAAUAGAGGGAAAUGUGUGUGUGUGUGUGUGUGUGUGUGUGUGUGCAAAACUUCUAUAUGAGGGGAAGAUUAAAGUAUGUCAGCAUUCCGUAAUUUUUUGCAAGGCUUUGAUCAAAUGCAAUUCCUCCUGUAACUACCACAUGCCUCUCAAGGGCAGAGCUAAAGUCACACCUCUUGCCUCACACUGUACCGUCAACACUCUGGGGGAAAUUCACUACAAAGCAAUUUUGCCUGCUGAUAGCAUUGUUUAUUUGCACAUGCUGUCUGUGUUGUUUUAGCACCCAAUUCACUAAAGGAAUUAUGCAAAUAUCUUAACAGUCCAAACAUGGCCAGAAAAUGAGUACAGAACACAAUUUUAACUACAUAGUUCCCCAUUUUGUAGGCCGGUUCGGAGUGCUAGUAUGCGGAGGAUGCAGCAGACUACCAUGAUCUGGCAUACUUCAAUAGGACGAAAGUGUGCUUAUUAUUAUAAUGCUCUUUUCCAUCAUUUGAUGAAUUACUGCUGCCACAAUCACAGGAUGUACACAAACAUCUCUUUUAAACAAAAUUCUGAGGGUGGUAAUAACGCAACAUUAAUUGUUGCAGGCAAAUUAGUGCAUUCUAUAAUAAGCCUAAAAAGGAACAUAAAAAGGAGGCUUGUUUGCAUAGAAAAGAAUGGCAGUGAGUAUGUUUACAUGCACACUAAUACGCUGAUAACUACCAAAAAUCAGCGUAUUCAAAAAAUAUGACAAUGCAAGAAAAACGUAUUAAGCAUAAUCGGUGUAAGAAUGUGCAUGUAAACGUGCUCAAUGACUCAAUGACUUUAAACAUGCAUGGCAUAGAGUUAUACCAGUGCCUGGUUACAUGGGAUUGUGGGUGCUUAGUGAACAAGAUACAUGUUUUUGCACUGAAAUACCAUGUGCAAAAGUAGCGCAACUGUGUAGUGAAUUCACCCUUCACUUUUACCAUAUUUCAUCCCUUCAUUCAGCCUCAGAAAGAGAAGUGUAGAGCAAUUACAGCUCUUCUCUGGCCUUAAGCAGAGAGGCAGAGUUGCUGUUUGGUUGUUAUGUGACUGAGAGUUGCUAAAUCCAUUUACAAUGGGUUAAAGAGCUUAAGGGGAUGAUGCUUUUGGACUGGGCUGCUCAAAAAUAUCUCAGCUGCUUUACAGUAUAUUUAGUAUUCUAUAGCUAAUAUUCUUUUUAUUUCCUGUCCUCUUCUCCUUAUUUCCAUAACUGAAAUGGUUGUUCACCCUUUAAAAUGGUGAGCUAAUGAGAAUUCACCUAUGAGAAUGAGUAAAUGAUGAUUAUGUUUUGGUGAACUAUCCCUUUAAACGUAAAAGCUGCCAUCACACCUGCUCCCACGUGUUAACUAAAGGUGCGUUCAUACACACAGUGCAUAAAAUACUGUUGGUUGCUGGCAGCCAUUCCUGCUCAACUUCAGUAUCCAACUGUAUUAGGCAGUAGAUCAUGUGAGCUCCAUUUUUUACACUCCAAUUGGUAGUCGCCAUAUCACGUGCAUAAAGUUAAACUCAACUGCUCAUUUUGUUGCAUCACCAGCGGUUUCUGUCGCUCGUCAUCUCAAAUCACCAGCUUACAUUGAAAGUUAAUGACUUCCAUUUGUUUCGUAGCUGCAAUUUGUGUGUGUGAACGCUACCAAAAAUCUGUUGAAAAUAUCAGCUUAAACUUGCAGUUUCCAUGCUGGUUCAAGCUGGUUUAUGCUAUAAGUACUGGUUUGGUGCUGGUCUAUCUGGUACCGCAUAGCCAUGCUUUAUCAGUCCUUUAUCAGUCAAUGCUUUAAACAGGUACGUGUCCCAUCUCAGCACCUUUUUGGCACCUCAUUCUCUCUCUCUUUCUGUUCACUCUUUGAUGCUUUCUGCCUCACCUGCUGUGUGUGGUAGACAGUGAGAUGUUUCAGAUUACAGGUCAUAGUGGGGUGUCGCCAUGUCAACAGUGUUUAGUAUCCCAAAGUGAUAACCCCUCCUGAGACAGGCAGCGUAAUAAUACAAUGUGUUACAGAGAAAAGGAUUAUGAGAAUGUGUGUGUACAGUUGUGCCAGGAAAUAUCUGGAGUAACUUCCUCAAAACGAAAAAACAUAGCUAAAAAUGGUUUGGCAGAAACUUACAGUGGAGGUCAAAUGGAUCAUGCUGAUAUCAGCUUCCUGGCAAUAUAAGGAUGGACAGUCGAGGUGGUAAAUUUCAUAGCACCACUCUGCAGUGUUUGUGCACACUUGCUCUAAAUUCUAAAAGUGAGCAUACAAGGCCAUGUUAUCCCCCUUUAGAAAAAGAGAGAAAUUGGGGAGGGGAUGUUUUGGUAUUUUAUACCUCUAUGAAUAUUAAUGUGUAAUAUAACAAGAGAUAAAGAGGAUGAGCCCUAGUGCCAUCCGAUAGUCUGGUGAAGCGCAAGAGCAGAACUUUAUCUGAGUUUCCAGACACUAACAGUGAUACAACACUGCAGUCUACCCUGCUACAAAACCGCAAGCACCAUCAGUAAUGCAGCAGGGGUGGCCUGGGACAGAAAGAUCUGUAGAGACACUCAAACUCACACAUACUCAAGAGAAAGCUAAUGAACUAUAGUAGCAGCACUUCCAGUCUCUGCCUAGUGAGGUUUCAACUCCUGCUAUAUCUAUGAGAAUGCACAAACACAACCUCUUGCAGGAGAGGUUAGAGAAAGAAAUAAAAAUUUGCAAAAGUGUAUGUUUGAGAUAUUUUCAAGAUACAAGUCCAUUAGUAGACUAUUGGCAUUGGUCAUUGGUAGCAUUAGCUAUUGUGCUAAUCUGAGGCUGAAGCUAAUUCAACUUCCAACUUGGAACAUCAAAGUAUGAAGACUAAACCAUGCAUGACUAAAUUAAACUAAAUUAGCUCACUUAUUUGCAGUCCACACCAGAAUACAAAUGUUUAACAGAUUUAACCAGAACCCCCACAUUGGUCCAUCAGGCCCUUGGAAUAUAUUUCCUUUAGCAUUAGCUUCUACUGUUCAUACUAAUCUGAGGCUGAAGCCAAUGUUGCAUUCCACUCAACUCAGAAAGUCAGAAUUCUUCCUACUUAGAAAUGUGCACUAGAACGCCGCUUUCCCACGGUCAUUGAACACCUGGAAAUAUCAGGGCAUUUUACAAUUUCACAACAAUGUCAUAGAAAUUAAUAAAACCUUAAAACAUCUUAGAAAAGUCAAGAAAAUUUCUAUAGUGACAAAUAUUUUUAUUGUUCUCCUUGUGAGUGCAAUCUCUAUAAAAUAAUAAUUAAAAAAUUCUAGUAAUCACAAGCAACUACAAAGGUCAUGGAAAUUCAUUGAUCAAAAAGUGUGGGAACCCUGAUGAUCUUCUGAUCAUCGGACAACAGAACACUAUAGUUGGAAGUCUGAGAUUUCAAGUAGGAAUAUCCCACAUCCGACUUUGAAUGGAAUUAAGCAGAAGGCUGUGUCUCAAAACCUAGUGAGCUACCUACCUACACAGCAUUUUUGGAAGUUAUAAAUGCACUCUUGGUAGGCAGCUCACUAGCUUUUGAGAUGCAGCCACAGUUUUUCUUUUGCAUUCUUGAUGUACCAAAAAACUCUAAUGAAAGUGUGAGUGAUGACUUGAUUAAAGCUUAAAUGAGAUGUGUGUGUGCAGAGAGUAACUGAUUUUAAGAAGUGUUUGGUUCAGUAUUUAAUUCAGAGUCUGGAAAAUAGUACCCCUGAUAACACACAUACAUCACCCAGACAUCUAUUUGAUGUGUUUUUACAUCUGGAAGAUGUAUUUAUAAUGUUGUUUGAUCAUCUGCAAUACGUCUAUAAGAUGUAUGUCAAUAAGUAUGUCUCGGAUGUCAAUAAGACAUUCAGCAAACUUCUUUGAGACAUUUAUGAUUUAGAAUGUUUGUACAUCUGAUCUUUUUAAGAUGUUUAGCAGAUGUUAAUUAGAUUGUGAUUAUUUCCAGAUGAAACGAUCUAAAACAAACAUCUUAGAGAUGUACGUGUGCUAUCUGGGGCUGAUUUCAGUUCCUACAUUUUUAACUGUUGGUUGGUUGGGAUCAACCACAGAAUGUGUGUUGCUGUGCCCUCUGCGGUAGAAAGCUGAAGUUGAGCUCUGUGAGACUUUAGAUUUGCUGGAUCAAUUGCUCUCUGCAGCAGUGUGUCCGUCACGCUCUAUCCAUCAUGCAUAAAGCUCUGGUACAUUUAAACACAUUGCUGAUAAUUUCCCCAACUGACUGCAACCACCACUUCUCAUCUCGCCUCAGUUUCAUCUCAUCUCUUCUCUUCUACUCUUCUCAUUCUUGUCUCGUUCUCGCUUUUCUCAUCUUUCAUUCUCAUCUCUUCUUUUCUUGUCUCUUUUUAUCUUGUUCUGGUCUCAUCUCUUCACAUCUCAUAUUCAUUUUCGCCUCUUCUUGUCGUCUCUCAUUCUCAUCUUGCCUCAUUCUCACUCUUGUCUCUCUCAUUCUCAUCUCAUUUUCAUCUCUUUUUGUCUCUUUUUCUUUUAACUCAUUCUCGUCUCGCCUCAUUUGGUUCACGUUUCCUCUCAUUCUCCUCUCAUUCUUUUCUCUUCUCCUCAGUCAUUCACGUCUUAUUCUUGCCUAUUUUUGUCUUGCCUUACUCUCGCUCUUGUCUCAUCUCCUCUCAUUUUCAUCUCCCCUCUUCUUGUCUCUUUUUGUUUCAUUUUCUCUCAUUCUCAUCUCGCCUCAUUGUUGUCUCUCCUCAUUCUCCGCUCAUUCUCUCCUCUUUUCAUUCUUUUCUCUUUUCAUCUAAUUCUCGUCUCUUCUUUUCUCGUCUCGUUCUCGCUCUUGUCUCUCUCAUUCUCAUCUCAUUUCAUCUCUUUUUGUUUUAUCUCAUUCUCGUCUCGCCUCAUUCUUGUCUCCUCUUAUUCUCUCAUUCUCUUCUCUUUUCAUUUGUUUCUCGUAUCCUCUCAUUCUCCUCUCAUUCUUUUCUCUUCAGUCAUUCUCGUUUCAUUCUUGUCUCUUUUUGUCUCGCUUCAUUCUCACUCUUGUCUCAUCUCCUCUCAUUUUCAUCUCCCCUCUUCUUGUCUCUUCUCAUCAUCCUCUUGUCUCAUCACAUUUCUUUUCGUCUCGUUUUCUUUCAUUCACGUCUCGCCUCAUUGUCGUCUCCUCUUAUUCUCAGCUUAUUCUCUCUUCUUUUCAUCUUUUGUCAUGCUAUAUCUUGUUCUCUCAUUUUUAUCUUUUCUCUUCUUGUCUAUGAAUCAUCUUCUUGUCCUUGUCCUCAUAUCUACUUGUCUUAUCUUGUUUUCUCUCAUUCUUAUCUUGCCUCAUUAUCGUCUCUUCUCGUCUCCUAUAUUCUCAUCUCUUCUCAUUUUGUUCUUUCAUCUUGCCACAUUAUCAUCUCUUCUCGUUCCGUCUCAUUGUCAUCUCUUCUAGUCUUGUUCAAGAGCAUUUCAUCUCUACUUGGUGACAUUCAAAUCUGAUCUGAUUGUUCUUUAAAUGCAAGUGUGCAUGUGUGUGUGCAUUGACAAUUGCACAUUCUAUAGGGAUUUCAUAUGAAUCUCUCAGACAGCUGCCUGCUUGUUGUGUAAGGGUUGAUACACAGAAUCACACAGGGGCCCAAGGGGGCCCCUGACCUAUUUACAGCCCUUACCCCACUGGUCACAUACAGCCAAACACACACACACUGUCUCUGUCACAUUCCUAUACACAGAACACACACAAAUUCAACCUUUCUGGGGAUUUGAUACUAAAAUGACUAAACUGAAAUACCUGUCAUUGUCUUUAGCAGACCGAUAUGGGUUUUUCAUUGACUGAUACAGAUACGAUAUCUAGUAAGCAUAGUGGCUCAUGUGAGAAUAUGUGAGACUGCAUAUUUGGUAUAAAGUCAAGUCAGAUUGUGUGUUUGUGAUAAAUAAAGAAAUGUGUGUGUGUGUGUGUGUGUGUGUGUGUGUGUGUGUGUGCAUCUGAACCAUUUUAUAAUACUGCCCUAACAUGAUGUGUAUUGGCAUAUUUGGAUUGGUUCUUACAGCACUCUGGCACUUUUUUACAUGGGGACAUUCUAGAAGCACAAGAAUAUGCUUAAAUAUUCAAGGUUCAAGGUCAAUGAGGCUCAGUUUGCUUAUGCAGUGCAGCAUACUUCAAAACACAUAUACAUACAGUGACAAUGAAAUCUCCACAUCACUGCAGCCACUUCAGAUGGUCAACACAGGUCAAUCUUACUGUAAAAAUUAAAAGAUUUUUGAGGCACCAUUUGGGGUUCCUCAAACUGGUGGAACCCUCAAGAGAACCUCUAAGCACCCUUUCUUAAGAACUCUUAAAGGUGCACUCAGUAACUUUUGUCUUUGUGUCAUCUUGGACUUACACUGACACCUAGCGGCUUUGAUACAGCAUCACUUAAAAUCAACAGUUUUCAGUUUCAGAUGCCACUGUAGAAAUGUAGUAUUCACAGUCAGCCAUGAUUACUUUUAUCUAUGAGUGAAAGUGUCAAAUAACAGGACAGUUACUGAGAAUAUGCGUGUAGUAUUCGGCUGGUCAUGUGAUUCUAACAUGGCAGCCCCCAUGUGCGGACCCUCUCCAUAUAGAUUAAAAUGGCUUUUAUAAGAUUACUGAUAUGACUGGAGUCUUUUUAAUGUGAGUGGUCAUAAUUUCCUACAUAUAUUGCAAAAUUACAUGUCUUUAGGAGUUAACUUUAUUAAUGAGAAAAAUGCUGAGUGCACCUUUAAGACUGUAAAUGGUUCCUUCAGUAACCCUGUCAUAAGGGAAAGGUUUUGAGACACUUAAAAUAUGUAUUGAAGCUCCUAGAUACAUAAAUAAGAUAUUCGAGACUCAAGGGUGUCUGGAGGUUCUCCAGAGGGUUACAGUGUGUAAUACUCACAGUGUGGUUCUUCAGUGCACCUUGAUGUCCAUCCUUGCUGCAAAUCGGUUGCUGAAUCAAAGGUCCCAUUUUAAAUCAGCACAAACACAAGUUUUCUGGCUUUUGGGCUGUAACUGGCUUGUCAUAUUUGGAUUCCUCUCUGUUCACUGGGCUGGUGUAGUGGGAAAGUGCAAAUGCUUCACCCAUUUUGGUGUUUAGGAAACCAAGUCAAGAAAUUCUUCACUGUACGAACAUCUAGGGCUCUUUCAGCUCUUCAAGAAGCUCUGUCUAUUAAUAAAACUUUAGUAACUUAUAUUAAGUAACAUUAUAUGUUUUACAAAAAAAAACACACAAAAAAAAACAAAAAAAAAAACAA